AUGACAACGCAAUCACAUGUGAAAAUCCUGUUUUUCUAUACUGAUAUCUCUCUCUUCUUCUCCUUCUUUUUUUUUUUUUUGUUUCUCUUCUCUCCUAUAAUCUAUCUCUCCUUCAUCUUCAGCUUCAGCUUCAUGCCCCACGCAGAAUCGAAAAUGGGUGAACCCACCGUUAACGGCGAGACGCACCACUCUCAAUUCCUCGAUCACUUGAUCUCUUACCCCCUCAUCUCAGACUCCAUCUCCUACUACAAGGGCAAUCCCUACGGAGCCAAGUCCCUCGAAUUCGCCGACCAAGGCUACACCCGCCUCGCCAAGCCCGUCCUGCCCUACUUCUCCACGCCCUUCAGCUAUGUAGCCCCCUACCUGGCCCGCGCCGACUCCCUCGGUGACAAGGGUCUCACCGAGAUUGACACCCGCUUCCCCAUCCUCAAGGAAGAGACCCAGAAGCUGCGCGGCUCUCUCUACAACCGCGCCUCGCUGCCCGUCCGUCUGGCUGGCGAUGCCAAGGGGCACGUCUACGACAUCUAUGGCUCGGAAUACAAGAAGUGUGGGGGCGAUGGUGUCCUCGCUUCCGGAAAGGCAGUUGUCACUACUAGUCUGGUGCUGUCGCAGGAGUCGUUGGCUUGGAUUAGCACUUUCUUGCAGACUAAGAAGGAAGAGGUGAAGGAGGUUGUCAAUGAGAAGAACAGCCACUGA
This is a messenger RNA of Penicillium soppii, 696 nucleotides long. RefSeq names its product putative pathogenesis associated protein Cap20. The record is from RefSeq and is a predicted model, not a curated record. The coding region runs from base 1 to 696 and encodes 231 amino acids. The transcript is spliced from 2 exons. Lineage: Eukaryota; Fungi; Ascomycota; Eurotiomycetes; Eurotiales; Aspergillaceae.